Molecule: messenger RNA, 2190 nt
Organism: Enhydra lutris kenyoni (northern sea otter)
Lineage: Eukaryota; Metazoa; Chordata; Mammalia; Carnivora; Mustelidae
Product: lysosomal protein transmembrane 4 beta
Cellular component (GO): lysosomal membrane
Source: RefSeq, a predicted model, not a curated record
AUGGAGAAUGCACUCAAGUUCUGUGAGACCAUCCCAGAUCCAAAUCCUGGCCCGGACACCGCUUUGCAGUGUCACCUCCACUGGUUUUGUAUGACAGGAAAGUACCUCCCCCAGACCCUUGUCAGCUGGUUUCUGGGAGUUCAGCCAAUGGGAAGCACUGCUACCCUUCUGUUCCGUCAUCACCGACGACUGACAAGUACUUACAUCAUCGAAGAAGACAUUCCACAGCACCCUCCGCUCUGGCUGGAGCCCACGGUGACAUCACUGGCCCCGGCGCGGGUCACGUGGCCCGCUCCUCCCGCUCCUCCUCCCGCUGCCUUCGGAGCGCAGAGUCCGGCUGCAGCAGGCGCCCGGAGCUCUCGGGGGAGGCAGGCCACUGGCGAGCCGGACCCGCGGCGGCAGCGGCAGCGCAGGGAUCCCCGAGCGACGCGGUCGGCGCUCCUGCAAACUUGGGCGCGCGCUCGCGCUACGGCGCCCGCAGCCGGAGCGAUGAAGAUGGUCGCGCCCUGGACGCGGUUCUACUCCAACAGCUGCUGCCUGUGCUGCCAUGUCCGCACCGGCACCAUCCUGCUCGGCGUCUGGUACCUGGUCAUCAACGCUGUGGUGCUGCUGGUUCUGCUGAGCUCUCUGGCGGACCCGGACCAGUACCACUUCUCAAGUUCUGAGCUGGGAGGCGACUUUGAGUUCAUGGAUGAUGCCAACAUGUGCAUUGCGAUUGCAAUUUCUCUUCUCAUGAUCCUGAUAUGUGCCAUGGCCACUUACGGAGCGUACAAGCAACGUGCUGCCUGGAUCAUCCCAUUCUUCUGUUACCAGAUCUUUGAUUUCGCCCUCAACACCUUGGUUGCCGUCACUGUGCUUGUUUAUCCAAACUCCAUUCAGGAAUACAUACGACAGCUGCCUCCGAAUUUUCCCUACAGAGAUGAUAUCAUGUCUGUGAAUCCUACCUGUUUGGUCCUUAUUAUUCUUCUGUUCAUCAGCAUUAUCUUGACUUUCAAGGGUUACCUGAUUAGCUGUGUCUGGAACUGCUACCGGUAUAUCAAUGGCAGGAACUCCUCUGAUGUCCUGGUUUAUGUUACCAGCAAUGACACUACGGUGCUGUUACCGCCGUGCGAUGACGCUGCUGUGAAUGGGGCUGCCAAGGAGCCGCCGCCCCCUUACGUCUCUGCCUGAGCCAGCGAGUGGGGCGGGACUGAGCACAGCGACUUCAGUUCCAGACGUCGGAGCAAUAGGGGAUGAGCUCUCUGAGCUUCGUUGUUGCUGAAAUGCUCCAGUUUUAAAAUGUAGACGUUAAGUGAAACCCUCCUUAGUUUUAAGCAUAAGCUGUGGCUAGAGCACGGUGAUGGACUCAGUGUAGAGUCCUCUGGAGGCGGGCGCGCUGGGCUUCUGUUGUCUCCCUGGGGUUCCCUUCCCAGCAGUCCGGAUGAGCCCGCGUCAGAGGCGGGGAAUUCAUCAUCACACCUUCCCUUUGUGUUCCUCUGUUUUGAGAGUGUAAAAUAAAAUGAGAAUUAGAUGAUGCUUUUCUUAAGCCAUUCCAGUGUUGGAGCAAACCCUUCACACCUUACAGAGCACGAGUGUCCGUUGUGUGAUUAUUGCUCUAAUGACAGAUGUAGGUGUCCCUGUCUAUAUAAAUAAAACGAGAAUUUCCUUAAGAUUCUUUAUGACUUAAAUUCAAUGACAGUUUUGUAUUUGCUGUUCAAGGAUUCUGUCUGCGGGCGAAAUUGAGACCUUUGAACAAUUCCAGGCAGUGACCACGGCCUGCCUCUGACGGCUGGUGUUGAACACCCACGUCUGGGGUCACGGAUGGGCGGGUCUCACCUGUGUCACCGGUGUGGAACGGAUGUGUUUAGUACCGCUUGGUGCUCCCUUUCUGCUGGUUUUCCAUGCCCACCCUAGUCACUAAGGAUUUGCCUAACAGUAUGAAAAAAGAUUUUCUUCUAAUCUCCUUGCAAGGUACAGCAUGCUAUUUUGAAAUUCCGAGUAUGCCCAGUCAUCUGUUCAAAUGUAAAACGGUCUUUAGAGAAAUGAGGAGGGGUGCUUUUCUUGUGGAAUGUUCUUAUCGCGACUACCGAAUUUCAAGGAACUUUUAUAUAUUCAUAUGUGCAAAAGUCACAGCUCUCCUGUUUUUCAUUGUUGUAUUCAUUGUUGAGUGUGCUGUAAAUGAUGGCUUUGCAAUUAAAGUGAGAUUUGCCC